AUUCAAGAUUAUGGCUUUCGACUACGACUUGAAAAGUGUACCUUUUUCACAGAAAAGAUCAAUUAUCUUGGUUACGUCAUUGAUGGGCAAGGAUUACAUCCAGAUCCGAAAAAAGUUUCUGCUAUCAUAGAUAUGCCAGCUCCAAAUAAUUUAAAUACCUUACGGUCUUUCUUGAAAGCAGUUAAUAAUUAUUCUCGAUUUAUUCCCAAUAUGCACAUUUUGCGACGUCCGUUGGACAAUUUGCUUAAAAAGGAUGUACCGUGGUCAUGGUCUUCACGUUGUCAGAAGUCUUUCGAACAAUUCAAGAAGAUUUUGACAUCUAAUCUGUUGCUCACUCAUUACAAUCCAAAGUAUGAAAUUAUUGUGGCAGCAGAUGCUUCAAACGAAGGUCUGGGAGCUUGCAUUUUACAUCGUUUUCUAGAUCAAACAAUCAAAGCAGUCAGUCAUGCUGCUAGAAGUCUUACUUCUGUGGAACAGAAUUACAGUCAAAUUGAAAAAGAAGCUUUAGCAAUUAUGUUUGCCAUUACGAAAUUUCAUCGAAUGAUUUUUGGAAGGCAUUUUACUUUACAAACGGAUCACAAACCGUUAUUACAAAUUUUUGGAAACAAAAAGGGGAUUUCUGUUCAUUCAGCGAAUCGUUUGCAGCGAUGGGUUUUGCAGUUACUGUCUUACAAUUUUUAGAUCAAGUACAUUAAAACUACAGAAUUUGGACAUGCUGAUGUGUUGUCCAGGCUCAUUGAUCAGCAGAAUCGCCCUGAAGAGGAUUUUGUUAUUGCUUCUAUUCAAUUGGAGAAUGAUUUAUCUUUGUCUUUGCAAGAGUCAUUACAAACGGGGCCAGUUGCGCCGAUUACCUUUCAGCAGAUUCAAGAGGCAACUAAGAAGAGUGAUAUUCUUCAGAAAGUAAUUAAAUAUACUCUUACCUCAUGGCCUCAGACUGUAGAAGAGUUGUUUUUGCAGCCUUAUUUUUGUAGACGCCAUUCAUUGUCGGUAGUCCAAGGCUGUCUUUCUUUCAAUAACAGAAUCGUGGUGCCGUCUUGUUUUCGUUCACGGGUUCUUCGACAGAUUCACAAGGGUCAUCCUGGAAUAGAACGAAUGAAGAUUUUGGCACGUUCAUAUGUAUAUUGGCCGAAAAUAGAUGCGGACAUUGAACAAUUUGUUAAGCGUUGCAGAAAUUGUGCACUCACCGCAAAGGCUCCUGUUAAGGUUCCUUUAUGUAGCUAGACUCAGUCAGCAGCACCUUGGCAGAGAGUGCAUAUUGAUUAUGCCGGUCCAUUAAAUGGAGAAUACUUUUUCGUUCUGGUGGACGCUUACUCCAAAUGGCCAGAAGUCAUACCGACACAGUCAAUUUCUGCACAGCGAACAAUUAGUAUACUUCAAAGUAUUUUUGCUCGCUUCGGCAUACCUGAAACAAUUGUUUCAGAUAAUGGAACUCAGUUCAGAGAGUUUCAAUCUUAUUGUUUAUUAAAUAGAAUACAACAUUUAAGCUCACCUUUUCAUCCUAGCUCAAAUGGGCAGGCUGAGCGUUUCGUGGAUACUUUCAAGCGUGGACUUGCUAAACUACAAGCUGGGGAAAAUAGUAGCAACCUUUCGUCAAUGGAUUUUCUUUCUGUUUUCCUACAGUGUUAUAGGUCUAUUCCAAAUCCAAAUGUUCCUAAC
This is a messenger RNA of Pseudomyrmex gracilis, 1656 nucleotides long. RefSeq lists its product as uncharacterized. Lineage: Eukaryota; Metazoa; Arthropoda; Insecta; Hymenoptera; Formicidae. Gene Ontology annotation, biological process: DNA integration. Gene Ontology annotation, molecular function: nucleic acid binding. The record is from RefSeq and is a predicted model, not a curated record.